AUGUCAACAAAUGGUAAUGGGGGGAACUACGCACCUUUGAAACAAGUAUUGUCAGAUUCCGAAUCCGAAGACGAUCGUAAGUUAGAAAAUGCCGCUGAUAUCAAAAACGUUGAACCAUGCAAUCACUUGGAUUACAAUAGCGGUCUUCAGUCUUCGAAGAACUACAGUAUGAGUGACAUUGAUGAUUUAAAUACUAACUUAAAUACAGUCGAAAGUACUAUGGACAACGUAAGUUUCUUGCAGUCAGACAUGUCUAAUACAAUGACUCUUCAACGGCGUUGUGCUUUUGUUACAUCAAUUGUUGUUUGUAUAUUUACUAUUAUUAUAUUUCUGUGGGGGAUCCCGUGUACAGACGUGGGUAGCUGCUCCAAGAAUGGAUAUCAGGAUAAAACCGCGAACUGGGAACUUCCGUAUGAUGAGAUCGAAUUAUCGGGACCUGUUCAGGUCGUUGAUGGCGCUAUACCUCCCACUAAGAACCUUAUAUUCAUAUAUCGUGGGAACCACAUGGUUAUCGAGAAGAGUAGCAAUGACAAUGUCAACGGAGUCCUUUUAAUAGUGGGUACCACAGGAAAAGUGGGCUGGUACACGCGAGAGGCGAGAAUUCCCACUGAAAUUAAUUGCCAUUUAAUUGAUGUGAACAGGGACAAGCAAAAGGACUGUAUACUAUCAGGCUCUGAAGGACUGCUUGCAGCAUUGAAUCCGCUGUCUGGAACAUAUUAUUGGUAUAUACAUAAGCAUGGAAAGGUUUUCAGUAAUAUUGUUGCAAUAGAUUUUCCGAUCGUCAUGAAAGAUAUAGAUAAGGAUAAGGUUAAUGAUCUCCUGACAGUAGCUACCGUCUUCCCCAAUACCAAACACAACUCUUUGAUAAUUAUAUCUGGUGCAAGCGGGAACAUAAUCGGGGAUCCAAUGACAUUGGCAGAGUGUGUUACUGUAAAACUACUAGAUGAAAAUGAUCCCAUAUCAUAUCUUUGUAAAAAUGGCACAUCGGAAGCUUUAAGACAUAUUGAAAACCACGUGCUGUAUGAGAAAUUGCUGAAAUUGGACAUCACGCCCAACCCUAUAUCACCCAUAUCCUUACUCACUAAAAGGGUCAAUAUAAUCCUUAAACAAAAUAUUGGUAAUACCAGGCAAAUAUUUACGAAUGGCCAUGGAAAACUCAAGAUCGAAAACUCCGGUGAAUGUCCCAAUUCAUGCCGAGUUAAUAUAAAAUUAUUGCUUGAGAGAAAUGGAACAACAAAUGUCAGUUGGGAGUAUUCAGCGAACCAUGUGUAUGCAAUGAGGCCCAGCUCAUUUGCAUUCUCCAACUCAAUAAGGGGAUUUGUAUUGAAAUUAUGA
Danaus chrysippus (African queen) is the source of this 1335-nucleotide messenger RNA. Lineage: Eukaryota; Metazoa; Arthropoda; Insecta; Lepidoptera; Nymphalidae. The record is from the annotation of a GenBank genome assembly.